CCUGUGAGUGGGUGCUCUGGUUUGUUACGGGCUUUCUGCGGUACGCUCAGUUUCCAGCGCAGUGAAACCAAAACCACAGAUCCACCCCCCGCGCUCCUCCGCUUCCGAUCUUGGCAAUGGUACAACCAGCCCCGGGUACGAGCUGCACCUCCUACCCCCUUUGCUGAUAGACUACUUGGUACGUUCUGCUAGCCUGGAGUCCCAGCCAGCCCUUCCCGAGCGAUAGCUGGGAGAGAAUCAGACGGAGAGACAGACGGAGGAGCCCCUCAGCUGGACCACUCCCUGGAAAGAUGAGAAGCUCGCAGGGCGCUGCGGAAGGACUCGCCUCUGACCUGCUGUGAGGGCGCCUCCGGGCCGUGCGUGGAGAAGAGGCAGACCACCCCUUUGGCUGUCGACUGAAGGCGAUGUCAGGACCCGAAGCACCCAGUCACAACAAGAGGCUGCCCUCCGACAUGGAAAAUGGGCAGCGGGGAUUAGAUGCAGAGCAGAUGCAGCAACAGCAGCUCAAACUACGUGAGAGGCAGAGAUUCUUUGAGGAGGUUUUCCAGCAUGAUGUCGAUUUCUUUUUUCCAGUGUCACAUCUGCAGAUAGAGCACAGGAGACCUCCCUUAGGCAGCAUUUCUUCCAUGGAGGUGAAUGUGGACAUGCUGGAACAAAUGGACAUGAUGGAUCUCUCUGACCAAGACACUGUGGAUGUGUUCCUCAGCUGUGGGACAGAGGACAACAACAACGUCACUCCUCUGCUGCCAGAUUCCAACCUCUACCAGGAUGAAAUUUCUCUGCAAGUGCCCAACACAGCUGAGAUCAAAUCGCGGAUCUCAUCCACAUCCUCUGCCUCUACGGACCUGAACAGCCUGGACACCAGCGAGGAAGGGGCCGAGACCCCCGUGGUGCAGUCAGAUGAGGAGGAGCUGCAGCAAGACGGCCCUGACGAGCAAGAGACCAAGAGCUAGCGUGGAGGGGAAGACUGUGGGGCUUUGCAUCCCCCCCACCAUAUGGACCUUGCCAGCAAGAGGUGGUGAAAGAGUGUGGCUGGCUGGCGCUUCGACCCCCUCUGAGUAAACCUGAGAGGGUUUGCAAUAAGCCUUCCCACUGCAAGACGGCCCAUGCAUGGAGAAGGCAAGAAGCAGAGGGAGAAUGGGGUGAGGCGAGGGGGAACACCAGAAUAACAACAACAAUGAUGAUGCUGGUAACUUUAAAAUCUAACUCUUCUGGCUUUUACAGCUAAUGCUCCUGCUUCACCCACCCUGACUACCCAGUUAGCUAUGGCCCCGGUAACUAUUACUGGCCUUCGUUCUAACUUCCAGUCUUCCCCAAUCCAGAGCGCAAACAUAUGCAUCCACAUAUAUUCAACUGGGACAUAUGGGGGAGUUCUAUUCCUUUCAGACGAGCAACUGGGGUGCUGUGUGUUAUUGGGAAAGGACCAGUGAGGCUUUCUGGAUAGGUAGAGUAAGAAGAGAGCUGAACUAUUAAAAGGAAUCUAAGCAGGAAAAAGCCACUGGGACUGGGGUGGAGCUGGCUCUUGUUUUUGUUUGUUUUUCUUACAUCCCACUCUGCAUUAUCAGACUGUAAAUGUACGGCCUAGAUUGGGAAGUUAAGAAGCUUAGGAACAAAUGGCUCACAAGAAGGAAAACAGACUCCAGGGAAGUGAUGCCUACUUAUAAUAAGACCUGGAUAAUUUCUGACCCUCACAGCUGAAUGCAACCUCGCACCAGCCAUGUCUGCUAACCCAGCAGGCACUUGAUAAAACCACAUUGCUGAUUGCAUGAGGUUAUGAAACAGAUGGGACCCUUGCCUGUACAUGAUGAUAGGGUAUAGUACAGGAGAAGACAAGGUGAUAACGACCAGGUGCUUUCAGUUACAACUCCCAUUUGCCCCUGCCAGUGUGGUGGAUGGCCAUGGAAUAUAGGAGAUAAAAUCCGGUCUGGAGAGCCUGCAGGUCUAGGCCUACCUCUGUUGUAAUACGUGGCUGGUGGGUUGCAUUUACCUUAAUGCUGCCUUCCCAACUUGGCACCUUCCAGAUGUGCUGGAUAGUAACUCCCCUGAAUCCCAGCUAGCUAGGUGAAUAGGAAGGCAGUGUAAUAGGUCCCACAACCUGUACAGGCCGGACUUAGGUGAAGCACGCCCUGUUAGCAGAGUAGUCAUGAAAUGCUGUCUGGCUAGUUUUGGAGUGACCCAAAAGAGUUCCCUUCCUUGGGGUGGUGGCUAAGAGCAAGGGAUGUGUGAGAGCAAUCUAGGGAUUAAAGUCUUUGCUUCAAGUGUGACUCCCAGCAGGAAUGCACAAGAUGGAUACAGGCGAGCUGCCAUCUCUUCCUCAGCCUUUUCUUCGGUACUUGAGGGACAAACAGGCACACACACACACACACACCCUUACAGCAACUUGCAGAUGGUUUCAGCUCUAAACAUGUGGAACUCCAAAUGCAAAGUCUUUUUCAUGAACAGUCAUCUUGAACACCAAUCCAUGGAGAAUGACUGAUAGGCAUAAGGGUGAUGUUGUAAACCACCCGAAGAGCUUUGGCUAUUAAAUAACACAGAAAUAAAAUAAAAAUGUGUAAAGAAAUUAAUUGAGACAGAGUUAAACUAGUGUUUUCUGGAGGGCCUGAAGCUCUUCCAUAAAACACAUGAGCUGCACACCGAAGCCAAGGAACUCACAAGAGGGUCGACAGAAGACUCCUGUGACUUGACAGAUCCACUGCCAGUCAGAGCAAGUUCUAUGGUCUUUUCUUCUUGUUCGGAAUUUGCUGUGACAUAUUCAGACACAGCUAUUCAUACCUAUAUAUAUUUCUUAGUUACCCUUGUGUAACAUUAACAGUGAACACUCUGUACAGUGACAAAAAAAAAAAAAAAAAAGAACCAAGAAGGAAACCUGCAUAGGAAAUGGAAUCUAUUACUCUAGAGAUGGGGAAUGUAUGACUCUCAAGAUAUAAUUGGACUCCCAACUCUCAUCAGAUCCAGUCAGCAUAGUCAAGAAUGAUGGGAGUUAUAAUUCCAGCAACACUGGGGGUGGGGGGUGGGGGGUAGGCACAGGUUUCCCCAGCCUUAUACUGAAUGAAGGAAAAGUCCCCCAGGACCAAAUGAAUAUAGGAGGGUUGCUUCCAAAUAGAUAGUGCCUGAUAGCACUCAUCAAAAGGCUUUGUAUAGCAACACUCUCUUUCCUUCCUUAACUAAUUUUAUUCUGGUAAAAAAAGAUGGAAGUAGUAGGGAAACACAGCAGGGCUACAAAUACAGUAUGUCUGAACCCUCAUAAAAUCGGGUGAAUGAUGAAGCAAGGUGAUUGCAUCAUAAAAACCUCACCUUGAAGUACCUGAAGUCUGAAUAUUCAUAACUCUUUAGAUAAUACACCCAGUGGCUUUUAUCUCUUGAUAGCUUCACUAUGGGAAGUUACUGCAUUCCUGGAUGGAACAUUGUCUUUUACCUGUGGCUAUAGCAUUUAGUCAAUUAAUUGGUUAGAUUAAUCGAUUAAAACAUUUUGACUAACUCAAAUUUUUAUUGCAUUGAAAGAUGAAAAAGUCAAUGAAUGGCAUCACUUCAUGAUCAUAAGCUAUCUGUUAUAUGUGUGUAAUAUGGAUAGAAAAACCGUAUGUGCAAUAUUGUAUCAGAACACUGAAUGAUUUCUGUAUAACUCUUUUAAUGGAGCACUUAACAAAAUCUAUCUUAUCCCCAAGUCAACUUUAAGACAGGUAAUUUUGUCAGUUUACAGAUGGGUAAUUGUGCUGAGAAACAGUGACUGCACAUAAUAUUAAGCCAUAAUUUAAGCUAGCUAUGGUUUGUUGCUUUUACCAUGAAUUGACUUGCAGGUAAGCAAACAAACUGCAGAAUGUUUUCCUUAUUUCUGCUUUGUUUCUCUCCUACUCAUUUCACUCACUUCAGAACAGUUUGUUAUUUUUUAUUUAUUCAACUUGUAUUCCACCACUAUACUAGUUCAAAGACUAAGUGGAAUAAGUUUCAUUUCCAGACUGCUUUUGCUUUCUACCUCUGUCUCACAGGUAGAAAGCAGCAUAAAUAAGCCAGGGCCAAGUCAUGGUUCUGGGUUUAAGCACCACAACAUGCCAUGAUUUAAAUCAGAUUUCAUAAGCUAACAGCAAAUAGUGGUUUCUGUGAUUUGCAGGUGGUUAACCAUGGUUUGUUUCUGGAGAUGGGUUCAGACACAACAAUCCAUGUUUCAACUAAUCUUCCCAUGGCUUUGCAUUUUGUGUGAACCAAGCUUCUGAGUUACCUAUUAUUAUUCCCAGCUGAGGUCCCAAGCCUGAGUUAAAUGCAACCUUCUCUGCAACCUUUGCAAAUUGAAAAUUGUCUAUCACUGAGGGUCAUUUCAGACACUGCAAAUCUGCAACACAGAAAAUGAAGCGGCACACCAAUCUUGCCAAGUUGACAUGUGUCAAGGAGCCGUGGCUGAUUACAGUUUACCUGUAUGUGUGCACACUGAAAAAAGAUAUUUAUUCAGUCUUCACACAUGAUAGUCAUGUAGUCUGCAUGUAUUUCCCACACUGAAAACAGACGUGGGAAAUUACUAACAUCAGAAGCAGCUGUCAGGUCAUGUGAAAGCCUCUGUCUACAAUCAAGCACACAGGUAGCAACCCUGUUUCAGUGGAAAAACAAAAUUGCACUGACUAUGAGAGUGGAAAAGAGCCUGAUUUAUAAAUAACCUUGGGCCAGCCCAGUUUCUGGGGAGCUCCCAGAAGCUGCCUGGCAUUGGCACUAACUCAACCCUCUUAGGUCUCAGCUACAAAAUCCAGUACUGCAGCAUUCAUCCAGGUGCAAAUGAGUCAUGCUGUACUUGCAAACCCAGCUCUGGCAAUUGCUUUUCAGAAGGAGGCUGAAUACAGAGGGGAGGACUAAAAGGAGGAAGUGACUCAGGGAACAGGUGGGUGGGGAGGGAAUCCAAUGCUAGAGAUCUGGUAGCCACAGAGAGAACCCACCCUAAGCAAUGAGAAAACCAGUGGAAAAAUACAAGCACUAAAAGGGUGAACUACAAAGGCAGAACACAAAAUGUAACUACUUUGCCGGAAAACUCCAGACAGGAACCUUGUGGGAGAGCUGAGCGCACUGGUGCAGAAAAGGAGCAGUCUUGCACCGUCUUAAAGACUAACAAAAAUAUCAUGGCAUAAGCCUUUGUGAGUUCAUGUCCUCUUCACCAGAUGCGUCUGUAGUUGUGUGCCCGCCCUCUCCAAGGUAGCACCCUCCGGAUGUUUUGUGCUACAAUCCCCAUCAGCCCCAACCAGCAUGGCCAAUUCUGACCACUGUAGUCUAAAACAUCUAGAAAGCACGAUAUUGGCAAAGGCAGCCACGAGGGGGAGGGGGAGGACAUGUAAACACUGGAUUCAAGUAGCAAUGAAAUGCAGCGAAGGACAAUUCAAUUUACAAGUGAAGAUAAACUAGGCUUAACAUUAAAUUAGGGUGCUGUAAGCUGUGCAGAAGAGGGAAUUUGAGCAGAUGUAGUUACUGCCGCGAAAGUUACACAACUGCUACAGAGAAAGGAGCACUGCCCUCUUUUGGACAGAAGACGUCUUCUGCAUUUAACUUGCAGUGUUUUUUUUUGCAAGAGGAGAGGUUGUUGUUUAAUGCUGGCAGCAGUGUGCGUGUGGUGAGGGGUUAAUGUUUUCUACCUCUGCUGCUGUACUGAGAAAAAUCCCUCCGCCAAACAUGAGUUUCUUCGUGAAAGAAAUCCUCCAUUGGUGCCAGCACAAAGUGCAGAGGACAGAUUUUCCGCAAGAUGCUACAAAGAAAGAAAUCAGGAGUGGGGAAGGAAGAGCACUUGCUCUUGCAGAAGAGGCAUAGCUCAGUGACCAAGGACAAGGGUUCCACAGAAAAGGCGCCAAGACCAAUCCCUGCCAUCUCCAGGUAUGGAUGGAAAAGGAUCCUGUCUGAAAUUCUGGAGAGCCGCUGGCAGUUGGGGUAGACCAUGGAUAGGCAAUUGUGUGCUCUCUAAAUGUUGGGAACUACAACUCCCAUCAGCUUCAGCCAACUUGACCAGCGAUCAUCAAUUAUAAACUUCUGGAGGGCACCAGCUUGCUAACACUUGAACCCCUGGACAGUCACAUAAACUAAUGAUCUGACUUGAUAUAAGGCUUUGUAGGUUCCAACUUUUCUGACUCGCAUAAAACCAGACUGGAGAGGUGAUGAAUCUAUGUAUGGAAUGAGCUGGCUCUACACUAGUGGGAAAAAUAUAAGAGUUGGUGUUAUUCUGUUAGCACUUCUGCAAUUGCCAGCAGAACAACUCGUUCAAGCAACACCUGGUCUAAAGAAGUCAUCAUGAAUGUUGAGAUAGCUUAUAGAAUGGCUUGGGAAAUGCCCAUAGAACAGCUUGUGCAAGCAGAACUGAAGUACUGCAUUUGACAUUUGCCUGAGGAUGAAUAGGAGCUCUCAGGCUUUGCACUAGUGCAGCCUUCCCCAAGCAGCAUAGCCAAUGGUCAGGAAUCCUAGUUGUAUUCUAAAACAUUUGGAGGGACCAUGUUGGAGAAGACUGUUCUAGUGGAAUGACACCAUUGCACACAAUGCUGGGAGAUCACACUGGAGAAAAAAAAUAAGUUGACAUAGCAAUAUAAAAAGCCAACCCAGAUAUUAUCUUAAACAUAUGAUUCUUGCAGAGAAAGAAAAGGCAACUAUUCAUCUAGUUCCUCCUCCCCACCAACACAACAUCUAAUAGAAGGUACCUGUGUGUCCUGAUAUCAGUAUGUUCUAUGUUUCCCUACCACCCACCACCUGAAAUCAAGACCGUGGAGGUGAGACACGUAGAAUGCUGCACCAUGAGGACAUAGGUAAGUUCUAUUAGACAUUCACAUCUACCAGCCUGGAAGAGUGGUGGCUGUUUUUUGGUGAUAGCUGUCCAUUUACAGCACCAUCUAGAACAGCCCAUACAUAUAUUCCUGAUAGCAGGGAUAUAACACAUGAUUUGCAUUUGCCGGGGCAGCAAGGGGCAAAUAUUGAACAGUAACUGUUAAACUGCAUAGGAAGAAGUGAGAAAAGCAUUUAUAAUCUUAUUUGAAUCAGGAGAUACAAUAUCCAAUUUUUAAAUGAAAUGAAUGUAUUCAUAAGAACUGUUUCAUCUUAUCAAUGCUGGAUUUGUGUAUAAUCUUACAUAAGUAGGAUGGCCAGAGACACCCAAAUUCCUUGAAUUACCGCCAAAGAAAAGUAGUACUGUAUAACAUAUUCAAAUAACAUUUACAGUGGAGGUCUGUACUAUGUUCUUUCAGAUCUAAACUGUGUCAGAUAUUUUUCAGCUUUUAGGGAGCAAUCCUAUGGCCCCUAGACAUUGUCUGAGGGGCCAUAGUACUCUGGGGAUUAACCCAUCUGAGACCAGAGACAACACUCUGGCCUCAGAAGGAAAAGAAGGAUCUGAUCCCCAUCAUCCUAACAAUCAGCAUGGAAACAACUUCACUGGCUACCUUUUGAGUUCAUAAAAUCAAUCUCAGAGAGGAAGAAUAGUGGGCAAGACAGGAAGGAAACUGGAAAUUCUCUUGCGUCUCUUCCAGCCUCCUUUCCUCCCUUUCCAAAGUGAUAUUGCUACAUAGGCAAACCCACCACCCAUGAAAAACACAAAGCAGAAGACGGCCUUCACCAGUUUUCUUAUCCUGAUUGGGUAAUGAGAAGCCUCCAACUGUGAAGACUUCUGAAAAUCAAAGGUGCAAUUGAUAGGACUGUGUUCUUGGACUUACUUUGCAAACAACUGCAUAGUUUGGGCAAGGAUCUCCAAAAAUGAGCUAUGUGUCCAGAUCACCCGAGUGUUAUCAUUGCACAAUCCUGUAAGUUCUCUUAUGAAGACCCACUCUGAACUCUUCUGGUAACAGUCCAUUGAGUCUCUAGAGCACAUUUCCAAUUCUGCAAGUAGUAGUCAAUAUCAAAUCCCAGCAGCACUAUCAGGGCAGAUGUGCAGGGUACGACUCGUGCGGGGGGCGGGGGGGCAAGUAGGCCUCCAAAUGCAGCAAGAAUGGCUUCUCACAAUUUGCAGUGUCUGAGAUAAUACACAUUGGCAUCUGAAGAGCACUUCCUCUUCCCAAUAAAUCAUUAAUUUCAGAUUCUAAAAUUAUCUUACUACAUCACAACUAAAAACCAGUGGGCCUGCUUGUCUGCUUCAAAUGAAGGCUGUGUUUAAAUAGCUUGAUAUAAGCGUGAUUUGAUGAAGUACUCAAUACACUCCAGCUUCAGGCUCUAAGAGAGGGUGACUGAGGUCUAAGCAAAGACCAUGCCUACCCUCUAGUGGAGAAACAUGAAUUCUGGCGAACUGGGAAGCAUGCUUACAGCCGGGCUGAUGCUUAAGGGUAGGCAUUGUUGGGCACCCACACUCCAGCAAGGCCCCCUGUAAGAGAGCCUAAGCUUGCUUCUCUUCAUCAUCAUUGCAAUCAGCUUGUUCACCUGCUUCUUCCUAUAGCCACUGGUGGCUGUGGGCAGGAAGGAGGAACAGUGGGCACCACUGCCUGUUUGCGCCUUGUCUCUUGCGAGGCAAGCAAGCCAGAUGGUAGCAAUGAGGAACAGGAGGAGUAGCUGCUGUGGCUGGCAACCAUGCUGGUACAACGGUAGGCUCUCCAAGAGAAUGGAUUUACUGCCCAAGGACCAAGCCUUAGCAAAUGGCCUAGCUAUAACCUCAUUAAGGCCAAAAGCCUAAGAAAGACUUACUAUGCUAACCAGAAGGGUAAGCCAUCCCCCAACUGUCCCCUGCUCUCAAAAAGCCUGCCAUCCUACCAGCACUGUUGCCAGCUGUGGAUCUAGCAGGCUCCUAUUAGUAGGCCUCUGCCGGGGUGUGAGCCCUUGAUAUUUGUGCAAACAUGCCAACCUUUGAUCCUGACCCUGAAAUCCCACUGAAGCCAAUGGGAUGCUAGAUAAAUACAUUUAGAAUUGGGAUGCAAGUCUUGUCCCUCUUCCAGUUAAAAUAGGUGGAGGGGAGGGAAGCUUCAGAAAAGAAGAAACUGAGUUUAACACAUGUCUAUAUAUUUUUCUUUCUUUCUAAAUUUAGUUUUAAUCAUUCAGCCAAGGAGGUUCUCUUGCAUUACUCAAAAGCUUGCACACUGCAGUUUGAGCAUUAAUUGGCUGCAAUACAAGCUAUUAUUUCCAUAACCGUGCACUCUUUAUUUCUCUACUGUAUUAGUAUGGGUACCUAACUUUUGAUCUUUUUAUUCCUCCAAUAAAGCUGGAUCCCCUACCUAUCUUAUGUUUUCACCACA
This is a messenger RNA of Varanus komodoensis (Komodo dragon), 9158 nucleotides long. RefSeq names its product dysbindin domain containing 2 (gene DBNDD2). Gene Ontology annotation, biological process: negative regulation of protein kinase activity. Lineage: Eukaryota; Metazoa; Chordata; Lepidosauria; Squamata; Varanidae. The transcript is spliced from 4 exons. The record is from RefSeq and is a predicted model, not a curated record. Bases 405 to 953 code for a protein of 182 amino acids. Gene Ontology annotation, cellular component: cytoplasm.